Molecule: messenger RNA, 1356 nt
Organism: Chlorella variabilis
Lineage: Eukaryota; Viridiplantae; Chlorophyta; Trebouxiophyceae; Chlorellales; Chlorellaceae
Exons: 8
Biological process (GO): guanine metabolic process
Cellular component (GO): cytosol
Molecular function (GO): zinc ion binding; guanine deaminase activity
Source: RefSeq, a predicted model, not a curated record
CCACCGCUGUUUGUGAGGGGCACUCUCGUGCACACCCCGGUGCGUGGCGAGGUGGAACUGCUGCCGGACCAGCUGGUUGCCGUGGACGAGGCCGGCACCAUCACCGCCGUGGUGCCUGGCAGCCAGGAGGCGGCGUGCCUGGCGGCGCAUGCCGGGCGGCCAGAGGACGUGCUGCGCCUCGAGGCCAACCAGUUCCUGCUGCCGGGCUUCUGCGAUACGCACAUCCACGCCUCCCAGUACAGCUAUGCCGGUACCGCCACAGACACCCCGCUGAUGGCGUGGCUGACCAAGUACACCUUCCCCACAGAGGCCCGCUUCGCAGCGGACCCCUCCUUUGCCCGCCGCGUCUACUCCCGCCUCAUCUGCCGCAUGGUCGCCUGCGGCACCACCACCGCCCUCUUCUUUGCCACCCUGCACCUCGAGCCCUGCCAACUGCUGGCAGACCUGCUGGAGGAGGCGGGCAUGCGGGCGUUUGUGGGCAAGGCGCGUCUGCGCGGGGGCGUGUCCAUGGACCGCCACGGCGGCCCCGACUUGUACGUGGAAAGCACGGAGCAGGCGGCGGCCAGUGCAGAGGCCUUCAUCCGCUACGUGCGCGCCAAGCAGCUGCCGCGGCUGGAGCCCGCCCUGACGCCCCGCUUCCUGCCCACCUGCACCCCCGUGCUGCUGCGCGCGCUGGGCGAGCUGGCGGUGCGGUACGACGUGGCGGUACAGAGCCACAUCCGGGAGAGCUACGACGAGGUGGAAUUUGUGGGGCAGCUGGAGGAGGCCGGGCAGGGGGCAUCAGAGGCGGAGAUGUUUGAUGCCGCGGGCCUGCUGACAAGCAAGGCGAGCUGCUGCAGCGCCGUGUUUGCGCACGGCGUGCUGCUGAGCGAUGCUGAGGUGGCGCUGAUGGCGGCCCGCGGCUCCGCCGUUGCCCACUGCCCCCUCUCCAACGCCUUCUUCGCCGAUGUCGUGCUGCCGGUGGCGCAGCUGCUCAGGCGGGGGCUCAAGGUUGGCCUGGGUACCGACGUCGCCGGCGGCUACGACAUCAGCAUGCUGGGAGCGCAGCGUGCCGCUGUGGUCGCAUCUCGCGCGCUGCCCCUGGCGCUGCGCCUGCAGCAGGAGGGCGACCCCGACUCGCUGAGCUGGCGGGACGCGCUGUGGCUGGCCACCGUGGGAGGGGCACGGGCGCUGGGGCUGGAUCGGGUGGGCACGCUGGCGCCAGGUCAGCAGUUUGACGCGCUGCUGGUGGAUGGCGGCUGCGGCGCCGCCUACGACCUCUUCCCGCAGAGCUCCCCGCUGGAGCAGGUGGAGAAGUUUCUGUGCUGCGGGGACGACCGCCACAUCGUGCAAGUGUGGGUGCAAGGCCGGCCCAUC